AUGAAUUUCCUCAACCCAUACCAUGUCCAGUUACUGAAUAGCUCAUACCCUCCUUCUUCCUCUCUGCUCACUGCUGGACCCGACUACUCGCCCAACUCGCAGGAAUUGAGCCGGCUGACAUACUACGCCUCAAAUCACCCAGGAAAACUCGCCAAACUUGGGAGUGAGCUCGAGAAGCGAAUAAAACUCGAAUGCAAGAAGGCACAAGCGGGUAAUAUCCGCACUCGAGCGUCACUGCUUAUAUCUCUUGCUAUUCUCCGUUCCUUGGCCACGGAAUGCCGCCGCGACAUCGCCCUUUUCUCCCCUUCCCUUAUUGCCGCCAUAUCAGCUACUAUGGCUGCGGUCCCAAAAGAUUUAGAAGUCAUGGCUAGAGCUGCGAGUGUGUUCACCGCCUGGACAACAUACACGGACGGACACCUCAUUGGAGCGGAUAGCAACAUGACCCGCGAGUAUAUCAACGUGUUGAAACGAUUUGCAGCUCUGAGCUGUUCGGAUGUCCAAGACCAAGAAGUGCGAAAUCGCACACGUUUGGUUGGCUUCGCAGCACUAACGGGAGCCUUGAAUUCUGAAGCAUUGUACAACGACUCAGUGCAAUUCAGAACUCAAGUCUCUGUCAUCAUGAAGCCGAUACUGGUCACCGUAUUUCAGACCAAUGUCGACAUUUUGGAACAUCAGGCAGAAAUUGUCAAGGAUGCACCUAUAUCACCCUAUUUGGCUGAGUUCCGCACACGACCAGCUAUGGAACGAAGGGCAGCAUCAAUACAUGUCCAUAUUGACGGAGAAACCGGUCCUUCCAUGUCAGAAGUUUCUAGUGCGGCGCUUCGAGCACUCUUCUCACUACUUGAGCACGCAAAUGGAGGUCAACUAGGACACAUUAUGCGCGCCUCUCUUGAUACUCUCGAUGAAGUUGCAACAACGAAGAAGUGGUCCCAAGUUGACCACUGUUGCUGGUUUGCGAAGCAGGUAGCGGAGUGGGCACAAUAUCAAUAUCGAUACGCGAUACCCACUUGGCUCGUCGAACGACUGGUUGAAAAUCAAGAGGCACCAACAACUGUGAACAUGCAUACCGCUCUGGCAGCAAUGGUUACCGCCGUUUUUGACUCUCCCACUCCUCUCGUCAAUCUUUCUACCUCCGAUGUUGUUUCCAACUUGAUGAACCUCUUGCUUCGUCGCACAUCCAUUUCCCCUGAUGAUGCUCUUCUUCCGGCCCUUGUCGAGUGCAUAUCAUCUCUUGGUCGACAUGUUUACUACUCAGAUCAAAUCCAGGAUCUUGCUGGAGAAAUAAUCAACAGAAUAUUAGCAGUUGAAGCCCAGAAUCUAAAUGCUAAAACGAAGAGAACACGUGUCCCACCUGACAUCUGGCAAGACACCCUUAGCAUUCUCUGCGAGACAGAUUACGCUGUUAGGGCCGACUACGCUCUUGGACUUAUAUUCUAUCUCGAAAAUGAGAUACCAACGGUCGGAGAGACAUCGGAAGGGGAUGGAGUAAAGAAAAUACGUCACCUUAUCGAAUCACCAUUCCACCACAAUGCCGACGUGAGGAUUUUGGUGCAAUCUGGUGAUUUUGGAACCAAAUUCUUGAAUGCUAUACAAGCUUACGUCUAUGCAUUGGCGACGUCUUCGAGUUUGGGUCUCAGUUCUGGUGUGUCAAGCUCUGGAAACAGCAUCGCUAAUGGGCCUGCCACCGCAGAGCCGGAAGGCACGGCAACAGAGGAAUCCGAGGGAAAUGUGCAAGGGAAUGGGCGUCGUUCCAUUGGCUCACAGGCACCUCGAGCCAGAAAAGUCUCUGUAAUGCACCGACUACUGGACCGAUCCCCUUCACGUGCUUCCGGUGGUGCUGCUGCUACACUCUCGGAUUAUUCUCAUAUAUUAUCCAUUCUUAACACCAUUCACGAGCAGUUUCCUGUCCGCGGCCUCCUCACAGGAGUUCCCAUGCUGUUAGCGUUGGACAAACAGACCGAAGCCCAUGAUGGAGACGAUUUCGCCACGACAACACGGAAAAAUGCCACGAAAAUGGUCAUCGCGCGAGUUUGGGCGGCUAUCGGUAGAAUAUGGGGCUCUACAGAUCUCAUUAAUAUUGCCAACAAGGCAAUAGCAUCAAUACCGCCUGCUGGCGACUUGCCCUCGAUCCCAGACCUUGAAUUCCGGCUACAUCCUGCAUAUGAGGCCGUCUCUAUACCUUCAGAAGGCGACGUCGAACCAUGGCAUGGUAUUGACUCCCAAACCGCCUUGCUUGCUAUUGCAUCAUGCCCUUCUGUCCAUGCUGCGACGGGUCUGGACCAACAGUCCGCAUUAGUUCGGCUUUCUGUUGAGUGGACAGCCGAACUAGCGCUCAAAGACUCUAUCGAACGCUCCAACAUUUUCGAGUCGACAAUUCGAGGGGAUGGAGUAUCUCCAUUGCUGAAAAUUUCACCUGCUUUAAUGCACAUUGACAACGUUUCUCUCGCUAGCUUGGCCCGUUCGACCCGAGGCAUUGGUGUCACAGAUUUGAGAGAGGCUCUAGAAGGACGGAGUAGCAUGUCAAACCCAGCCCUUGUGAAGCCACCAUCAGUCUCCACCUUUGACCAUGUGUCAUCUAUUGCGGCGGAUAGCAAGUUCGUACGACAGCGAACCAAGUCCCGACGGCGAGCUACGCCAUCAGGACCAGCCGAAGUCCGCGAUGUGCUGAAUCGAUUGGGUAUUGGCAAGACAAACGGGAGUUUACUCAAGUCGUCAUUUCCAAUCGGGAAGGGUGGAGGGGAGUCUGGAACUUAG
Messenger RNA from Mycena indigotica, 2754 nucleotides. Its product is annotated as Cellular morphogenesis-related protein. The record is from RefSeq and is a predicted model, not a curated record. Gene Ontology annotation, biological process: protein localization to plasma membrane. The coding region runs from base 1 to 2754 and encodes 917 amino acids. Lineage: Eukaryota; Fungi; Basidiomycota; Agaricomycetes; Agaricales; Mycenaceae. The transcript has 11 exons.